Molecule: messenger RNA, 2150 nt
Organism: Manis pentadactyla (Chinese pangolin)
Lineage: Eukaryota; Metazoa; Chordata; Mammalia; Pholidota; Manidae
Gene: WDFY2
Product: WD repeat and FYVE domain containing 2
Exons: 12
Coding region: 192-1394 (400 amino acids)
Molecular function (GO): metal ion binding; protein binding
Source: RefSeq, a predicted model, not a curated record
GGUGUGGCCAGGACCACAGUUCGGGUCCUGGCGGUGGCGGUGCCCGGAGCCGGGAGCGCUGAGUCUUUCCCAGCGCGGCGACCAGGCUAUGAUCGUGGGUCCCCGGCGCCUCGCUCCGGCCAUCCCCAGUCCCUGUGUCAGCCCGAGCCCGAGCGGUGUCCUCAGCCCGGCCCCGCGGCGCGCCCCCUCCGAUGGCGGCGGAGAUCCAGCCCAAACCUCUGACCCGCAAACCGAUCCUGCUGCAGCGGGUCGAGGGGUCCCAGGAGGUGGUGAAUAUGGCCGUGAUCGUGCCCAAGGAGGAGGGCGUCAUCAGCGUCUCGGAGGACAGGACCGUUCGAGUAUGGUUAAAGAGAGACAGCGGACAGUACUGGCCAAGCAUAUGCCACAUGAUGCCUUCUCCAUGUUCAUGCAUGUCUUUUAAUCCGGAAACAAGAAGACUGUCCGUAGGUCUAGACAAUGGUACAAUCUCAGAGUUUAUUUUAUCAGAAGAUUAUAACAAGAUGACUCCUGUGAAAAACUAUCAAGCGCAUCAGAGCAGAGUGACCAUGCUCCUGUUCGUGCUGGAACUGGAGUGGGUGCUGAGCACCGGACACGACAAGCAGUUUGUGUGGCACUGUUCUGAGAGCGGACGACGCCUGGGAGGCCGCCGCACCGGCGCCGUGGCCUCGGGCCUGCAAUUUGAUGUUGAAACCCGGCAUGUGUUUAUUGGUGACCAUUCAGGCCAAGUAACCAUCCUCAAACUGGAGCAAGAAAACUGCACCCUGGUGACAACAUUCAGAGGACACACAGGUGGGGUGACCGCUCUCUGCUGGGACCCCGGCCGGCAGGUGUUGUUCUCCGGCAGCUCCGAUCACUCUGUCAUCAUGUGGGACAUCGGUGGGAGAAGAGGAACGGCCAUCGAACUCCAAGGACACAAUGACAGAGUCCAGGCCCUCUCCUACGUGCAGCACACGAGGCAGCUAAUCUCCUGUGGCGGCGACGGUGAGAUCGUCGUCUGGAACAUGGACGUGGAGAGGCAGGAGACCCCUGAGUGGCUAGACAGCGACUCCUGCCAGAAGUGUGAGCAGCCUUUCUUCUGGAACUUCAAGCAGAUGUGGGACAGUAAGAAGAUUGGCCUCAGGCAGCACCACUGCCGCAAGUGCGGGAAGGCCGUGUGUGGCAAGUGCAGCGCCCGGCGCUCCUCCAUCCCACGCAUGGGCUUCGAGUUUGCCGUGCGGGUGUGUGACAGCUGCCACGAGGCCAUCACGGAGGAAGAACGCGCACCCACGGCCACCUUCCACGACAGCAAACACAACAUUGUGCACGUGCAUUUUGAUGCCACCAGGGGAUGGCUGCUGACGUCUGGGACUGACAAGGUCAUUAAGCUGUGGGAUAUGACCCCAGUGGUGUCUUGAUGACACGUCAGGCAUCAUCAGAAAGACAGUAUUUACUCAAGAAACGGUGUCCUGUCCCGAAUCCUCGCCAGCGCCGUAACGCAGACGUGGGGCAGAGGAGCGGCGGAGCGCAGCUGACCGGCGGGCAGGCGAGCGCGGCCAGGGCCCUGCCACCCACCCGCCUGCACCAUCCCAGGGUCCUCCCGACGUGCACGUCCUGGCCAUGCGCCCCGGGUCGGAUGCCCGCCUGCCCCGCGUACCCACGUGCACUGUGCGCAAAGCCCCUGCCCCCAAGGAUGCCCUUCCCGCGGAGGGAUGCGGGGUCACCCGAGGGCCGCGGCCGUCGUGCCUGUGUCGCCUGCACCCUUCCCGGACAGAUGCCCACGGGCGCCCCAGAUGCAGUGAGGCGGGGGCUCCCCACAUCGUCGCUAUGAAAGCGGAUGAUCUGACCCCGAGCUUCGCCCCUCGGGGCCCACCGAGCCCUCACGUCUGCGUCCGUCGACACAGAUCUCCCGCUCACAACACCGACAGCAAACGAGCCGGCCGCAUGUCCUCCACAAGGUGCCCGCGGUGCCCACUCCACACGACGCCACCUCUCCCCGGGCCACGCUCCCCCCGAGGGCCCAUGCGGUACCCAGCUCCUCGCCAUCUGUGUUUCCUUGCCCUCUAGAAACUUGAUAUUGGAAGGUUUUUAUCUUACAUGUGUUUGAUCAGAACGCUGCACACUUUCAUAUGAAAACCGUGUCAUCUAGACAUUAAAAGGCACUGAACCCCACA